AUAUAUACAAAAACAUUGCCUAUAUAUCCCACCCUUACUACCUCUACUCUGUUGCAUAUAUACUUGCAUGCAAACACUACACACAUAUAUACAUACAUACACACAUUCACACACACACAACUAGAUCAGAUCACAGCCGUUCAUUUGAUCACAUGGAAACCCUGGCAGCAAUAUUAUACUCACUUCUUUUCCUGUACACGCUCAUUUACUUCCUCAGAUCUUAUCUCCGCCGGAGAGACCAAUGCUGUUACAUGCUGAACUACGAGUGCUACAAGCCGACGGACGCCGGCCGGCGCCUGAGCACCGACAAGUCGGCGCUGGUGGUGUACCGGAACCGGAACCUCGGAAUCGACGAGUUCCGGUUCCUGCUACAAACCAUGGUCAACUCCGGCGUCGGCGAGCAGACGUACAUUCCGAUCAACGUUCUGGAAGGGCGGGAGGAUUGUCCGACGCUGGAGGACUCGUACACGGAGGUCGACGACAUCAUGUUCCAGACGCUCGAUAAUCUGUUCGCGAAGUCUAGGGUUUCGCCGUCGGAGAUUGAUGUUUUGGUCGUGAAUGUCUCGCUGCUCGCGUCCGCGCCGUCGCUCACCUCGCGCGUCGUUAACCGGUACAAGAUGAGGGAGGAUGUUAAGACGUUUAAUCUCUCCGGCAUGGGUUGUAGCGCUAGCGUCGUCGCCAUUGAUAUCGUUCACCAUCUUUUUAAGGUCUACAAGAACUCCUACGCCGUUGUUGUCAGCACGGAAUCGCUGGGGGCAAAUUGGUAUAGCGGCAAGGAGAGAUCUAUGAUGCUUUCCAACUGCCUUUUCCGUUCCGGCGGCUGCUCCAUGCUGUUCACCAACAACCCGGCUCUGAAGCCCCGAGCAAUCCUGAAACUAAAGCACAUGGUGCGCACCCACAUCGCCGCCAUCGACGAGGCCUACGAGUGCUGCAAGCAGGUGGAGGACCCUCAGGGCUAUCGCGGCUUCCACCUCUCCAAACGCCUCCCCAAAGUCGCCACCAAAGCCCUCGUCGCCAACUUCAAGGUCCUCGUCCCCAAGAUGAUCCCCCUCUGGGAGACCCUCCGCUUCCUCGCCGCCUCCGCCUUGGAGCGCCGCAAGUUCAAGCUCCCCUCACUACUACAAAAAUGCAGCGCCCUCCUCGGGGCGCCAACGCUCAACAUGAAAACCGGGAUCGAGCACUUCUGCCUCCACCCGGGCGGCCGCGCCGUGAUCGACGGCGUCGGCGUCAGCCUCGGGCUGAGCGAGUACGACCUGGAGCCGGCCAGAAUGUCGCUGCACCGGUGGGGGAAUACGUCGGCGGGGGGGCUGUGGUACGUUCUGGGCUACAUGGAGGCCAAGAAAAGGUUGAAGAAAGGUGACAGAAUAUUAAUGUUGAGCCUGGGCGCAGGGUUUAAAUGCAAUAAUUGCGUUUGGGAGGUGAUGAAAGACUUGGGAGAUCCAAAUGUAUGGGAAGAUUGCAUUGACAGUUACCCUCCCAAAACAUUGGUUAAUCCUUUUACGGAGAAGUAUGAUUGGAUUCAUCAUGAUCCUUGUCUCAAUUUUCUUCGAUCAAUGUCGUCGUCGUAGAUUCAUGCAUGCAUGCAUGUUUCUUUGUUGCCGUACGUUGUUGGAGAUCAGAUCCAUCAAAGUGCAGUGGAAUUAAUUGUUUUAUCCCAUGAUUAUACUGAGAUAUAUAUAUAUAUAUAUAUCCAUUUUAUUGAAUAUCAUAUCAAGCAAAACUUUAUUAUUAACUUGUACUUAGUUUUUAAUGUAUCUACUCUCAUCUUUCAAAUGUGAUACUUCUUGUACCAUUAGUGUUGCAACCAAAAGUGUAAAAUAAAGGUUAUUAAUUAGUGUGAUUUUUAUUGUUU
This is a messenger RNA of Ipomoea triloba (trilobed morning glory), 1852 nucleotides long. RefSeq names its product 3-ketoacyl-CoA synthase 19-like. Lineage: Eukaryota; Viridiplantae; Streptophyta; Magnoliopsida; Solanales; Convolvulaceae. Gene Ontology annotation, molecular function: acyltransferase activity, transferring groups other than amino-acyl groups. The coding region runs from base 153 to 1568 and encodes 471 amino acids. The record is from RefSeq and is a predicted model, not a curated record. Gene Ontology annotation, cellular component: membrane. The transcript has 3 exons. Gene Ontology annotation, biological process: fatty acid biosynthetic process.